AUGUUCUCCUCCCUACCUUCGUGGCUAGAUUGGUAUCGCAAACCGUCCUACCGGGACCCAGUCGUCUUCUCGGCGUCCAUCAGGGCAGAUCUCGAAAAUGGCCUCACUUCUAGACCGGGUUCCAUCAGCUCCCAAUCCGACUCCGCCAUACCUUCCAACUUGACAUUGGAUCGUGUUCUCAACAACGAUACAUGCAGUCCGUUGUCACUCUACGAUUUCUACAUGUACCUGAAGCAUAUUGAACUCUCGCCGGAGAAUUUAGAAUUUUAUAUCUGGUUCAAAGACUACGAAGCACGUUACAACGCGAGUUCUCAAAGUACCUCCCCGACACAAGAGACACCUUUACUCGUUUCUUCCAAAGAUGAGAAAUCUUCUGGCGGCGGCGGCGGUGCUGGAGGACCAUAUGUCCCCGAGGGGUUUGGAACUACAUCGCCGCCACCUGGAGGUGAAAACGACCUGACAACGACGACCACUCGGCUCCCAGAUCUAGCAUUCCAAACCUACAUCCAAGACCUGGUGACGUCUCAAGAGUCCAAACGCUGCCGGCCCUUUUGGGACCGCAACAAUUCCGACAAGACGCUCGUCCAUCAUUCCGGGUCCGGUUACAGUCGGCGCGAGGAACUCUCUCACAUUGUCUCUCGGUACCUCACCCCGGACUCCCCUCGGGAACUCAACAUCCCACCUGCGAUGCGGAAACAGGUCGUGUCCUCGAUCUCCCGGGGGGACUUUUCCCCCGACCCCCUCCGACCCGUCGCCGACCACGUCUACUACCUCCUCCGCAACUGUUCCCACCGCAACUUUAUCCGGCUGGGCGUCAAGAACGGCACCUUUGAGACCCUGUGCAUGGUCACCAUCGUCGGGGUCCUCUUCACGGGCUUGGGUCUGUUGACCAUGCUGCUCGUGGCCUUUGCGUCCCCCUCCAUCCACCACUCCUCGCGGUGGCGGGGGUUGGCCUCCGCCCCGUUUUGGAUCAUCGGGUUUUCGUUCCUCUUCGCGGGCUGGAGGGGUUCGUGUUUCUUGUUGCUGCUGUUCUCCCGCCGGCAGGAGUUGCCCUGGGAACGCCAGUCCGACGACGGCAGCGUCAGGACGUCGACCAGUUCCCGUUGGAGCCUGGUCAAGUUUGCGAAGAAGAUGAUGAUCUUUGAACGGAAGAUCCGGGUCAAGGACCGUGGCCUGAGAGACCUACAGAGAAAAAUCGUCAUCCAAUCCGUCGUCGCCUCGGUCGUCGCCACGGCCGUCCUCGAGGUCGUCUUCCUCGUCUUGCCCAUUUGGAAAUGAAUGACCACUUCGCCGUCCGAGUACAACUACUGAUGGACGACGACCUCAACGGUCCCGAUCAACAACAGCAACGAAUCGUACGCGGAACCAUGACAAGACAGAGAGAGAAGAAUUCUUUCAAAACAUGACCAGAAGCAGUGAUACCAUUGUAACAAC
Exophiala oligosperma is the source of this 1434-nucleotide messenger RNA. RefSeq lists its product as uncharacterized. Bases 1 to 1278 code for a protein of 425 amino acids. Lineage: Eukaryota; Fungi; Ascomycota; Eurotiomycetes; Chaetothyriales; Herpotrichiellaceae. The record is from RefSeq and is a predicted model, not a curated record. The transcript has 4 exons.